AGAACCUUCUCAGCGACCACAAACCCAGUAUCACCACCAGACACCCGUCCUACGAUUUGGAAUCCAGUAAGUCGCCCUUUUAUUCCUGUUCGCGCGCAAGCCACGCCACUAUCCUGCUUCCUUCUGCACCGAGCGAACACCGCCGUAGCACGGGCCGUCAACACUUGCCGAGAACAUCACCUAAGCAUCAUUGGAAUUGUAAUCCAGUCCGCAACCAUCUCGAAUCCACGCUUCGCCCCCGAGUCACCCUUCCUGCUCUGUAUAUAAUACAUCAACGUUCUUGAUGCUCGCUCCUUCAGUAUUCAGACGAACUUUGCUCAUCACUACGUCAUCGCGAAUAGUUUCAGCUUCGACAAGCAACCUGUACCGACCUCUCUUCACUCCUCAAUUCUUUCAUACCACCAGCAAAAUGGGCAAGGAGGGCGUACACAACCUGCAGACGAAGGCCGCCUUCGACAAGGCCCUAGAGGAUGAUAAGGACACUCUCCUCGUCCUCGAUUGCUUCGCCACCUGGUGCGGCCCUUGCAAAGUCAUCGCUCCUCAAGUCGUCAAGUUCUCCGACAACUACCCAACCGCGAGAUUCUACAAGCUCGAUGUAGACGAAGUCCCCGACGUCGCGCAGGAACUCGGCAUCCGCGCCAUGCCCACAUUCAUGCUCUUCAAGGGCGGCAAGAAGAUCACUGAGGUUGUCGGCGCCAACCCCAAGGCUCUUGAGGCAGCUAUCAAGGCCAACUUGCCCGAGAGCGAGAAGCCAUGAGGUAUAUCACGAAAUGAAUAGCGGGAUGAUGGAUGCAUGUUCUCAUAAAUUUGGAAGGACGACUGUGAUAACUGCAUGGCUAUGGGAUGCAGGCGAGCCGGCCAUACCUUUUCAAGCGAGCAACGGUCGGUAGUAUUAUAGGCUCCCCAAUACCGUCAUUCGGCAAUACAAAUGUAACAUCUUACGACUAUGCUGUGUUCAGUGGCUUGUAGAAAUGUGCCGGUGCCAUUGCGAAAGAGGCUCUGUGUGAUGGUUGAGACAAACCGGCCGAUCGGAAUCCAGGCACUCGGACAAAGUAAUCAGGGCACCCCUCCAGCACUUUCCAAAUGCGUAACUAUCAAGAAACCUUUUCAUUGCUUUGUAAUAGCGGAUAUAGACGCCGGACCGUUCACGUUCUUUCGAUUCCUCUACACCGAUAAAUGAUGAAACUUUCCAUAUCAGGACGC
Messenger RNA from Mytilinidion resinicola, 1203 nucleotides. Its product is annotated as thioredoxin. Gene Ontology annotation, molecular function: protein-disulfide reductase activity. The record is from RefSeq and is a predicted model, not a curated record. The transcript has 3 exons. NCBI's taxonomy places the organism in Eukaryota, Fungi, Ascomycota, Dothideomycetes, Mytilinidiales, Mytilinidiaceae. Bases 410 to 757 code for a protein of 115 amino acids.